Clavispora lusitaniae ATCC 42720 is the source of this 393-nucleotide messenger RNA. It is a transcript of the gene SMX4, whose product is annotated as U4/U6-U5 snRNP complex subunit. Gene Ontology annotation, cellular component: P-body; Lsm1-7-Pat1 complex; U4/U6 x U5 tri-snRNP complex. Gene Ontology annotation, biological process: P-body assembly; mRNA splicing, via spliceosome. Gene Ontology annotation, molecular function: RNA binding. The record is from RefSeq and is a predicted model, not a curated record. Lineage: Eukaryota; Fungi; Ascomycota; Pichiomycetes; Serinales; Metschnikowiaceae.
AUGAUAGAACAUUAUGAGCUUAUGCAAACAAUAGUAAGGAAAUGCCAAACUCACAAGAACCAACCUGCAUAUAAACGAAGGCUCAACAGAUUUCUGGUUCACAAUCGUUUGAAUAACUUCAUACUCAUGUCCAAUAUCCAAACAGGUGCACAACAAGAGGAGCCCCUCGAUCUUAUCCGCUAUCAACUAGAUGAGUCUGUUCUCGUCAAGUUGAGAGGUGCCCGUGAAAUGAAGGGUAAGUUGCAGGGUUACGACUCUCACUGCAACAUGGUGUUGAGUGAUGCUCAAGAAACAAUAUAUGGAGAGAACGAAGAAGACACAGUAGUUAAGAAAACAGAGAUGGUGUUUGUUAGAGGUGAUUCCGUGAUCUUAAUCAGCCCCUCAGAAGAGUAA